UCCAAUAAAUGUCGUUUGAGGGCGGGACCUCAAGAAGGAAAAGCCAAUGAUUGAGCGGUUGCGAGGGAGAAGCCGGCAGACUCUGGUCAGAGGACAGAACCAAGAUGGCGGCUCCCAAGGCGCUUCUUCGAGCUGGACACCCCACGUGGUGGGGGGGAGGGACCCUCAGGACCCUGAGCAGCCAGAGUAACUUUGGCCAAGGCCUGAACCCCAGCUAUGACCUGGAUCCGAAUCCUGGCCGUAACCCGCAGCAGGGGCUGAUGGGCAGCAUGGCUUCUCGAUUCUAUGACUUGGAGCAAUUUCGGGAGUGGAUUUCCCGUUUCUGGAGCUGGAACCUAUAUAGGAAAAACAAAGUCUUCAGCUACACAUUGAAACAUUAUGGCCCCAGUGUGGCAGCUGCUCACUUUGUCCUGACCCAUGGGGGAGCUGUCAGGUUCCAGGACCAGGAGUGGCUCUUCCCCCAAGAUAAGAACCAGUUCCUUUGGAAUAAUCAUCACUUCCAGAAGCUGCCCCUGGAGGAGGUGGACGCCAGUGGCUGUGUCAUCAACUACUACGGGCUGGAGAACUUGGUGUUCCUGCCCAGCCUGCGGUCUCUGAGGCUGUGUGGCUGCCCCUACGUGGAUGACUGGUGCCUGGGCCGCCUGCAUUCUCUGGGCAGCAGCCUGCAGGAGCUCUCUCUGGCUGGCUGUCCCAAGGUCACUGAGCGAGGCCUUGCCUGCCUCCACCAUCUCCGGAGCCUCCGGCGUCUGGAUAUCUCCAACCUUCCAGCCGUGUCCGACAAAGGCCUGACCCAGAUUCUGGUAGAGGAGAUGCUGCCCAAUUGUGAGGUGGUUGGGAUAGACUACGCCGACAGGCUGAAGCUCCUCUCUGAGGACCAGAGAAGGGUGGAAGAGAAGGCGGCAGCGGCCGUCCCUGGUGCCCCUGGAGGUCUGAUGCCUACUUAGGUGCUCCGGGAGCCCCUCUCCCUCACCUCCCCAGGCACCCCAGCCCCAGGGUUCUGAGGAUCCCCCAUCUCCCUUCUACCUCCAGGGCAGAGAACACUGUAGAACAGAGGGGCAUCAUCGGGCAUGUUGCCCAGAAGUCCCUUUCCUUGUCUCCCCCACCAUGGGCUUAUAUAUGCACCAGAAGUAAGGAGUCACCCCAAGGAUGCUGGGGGGAAAGGGGAUGGGGACGUUUGGCCUGUUUCCCCAACCUCUUUCUCUUAGCUUCUCUGCACCCCUGAAUAAAUGGAGGGUAGAGAGGCCCCUAACAGCCCCCCUCAUGCAGUUGUCCCCAGAAUCCCCCCAUUUCCUCUUUGUCCUGGGAUGGGGAGGGGCCUGGUAAUUGGAGUGAUGGACAGGACAGGAGAAACAAGGGAUGAACCAAGGGGAUAAUCAAGGGGGGGGGCUGGGAAGCCCUGGCAGCACCCCCUUGGGUGGUUGCCUCGGAAACCAGGGUGAUGGACACCCCAGGAGAUGCUGAUGGCCCAUCCCUUCUCCCUCCCAGCCUCCCCUAGGAUGUGGUGUCUGAGUGCAGACCGGAGUCCAUUAACUCCUGGCUGCACUGCUCCCUCCUCAUGGGCUUCAUUAGUCUGAGGGAGGGAGGGGGGCCGGGGCUCAGUCACUCCCCGAGGUCCCUCCCUUCCUUCACACAGAUAAUAAACAUUGCUGGAAGCCA
Phascolarctos cinereus (koala) is the source of this 1656-nucleotide messenger RNA. RefSeq names its product distal membrane arm assembly component 2 (gene DMAC2). Gene Ontology annotation, cellular component: cytoplasm. NCBI's taxonomy places the organism in Eukaryota, Metazoa, Chordata, Mammalia, Diprotodontia, Phascolarctidae. The record is from RefSeq and is a predicted model, not a curated record.